Messenger RNA from Haplochromis burtoni (Burton's mouthbrooder), 1782 nucleotides. Its product is annotated as heme transporter hrg1-B. Gene Ontology annotation, biological process: heme transport. Gene Ontology annotation, cellular component: plasma membrane; lysosomal membrane. NCBI's taxonomy places the organism in Eukaryota, Metazoa, Chordata, Actinopteri, Cichliformes, Cichlidae. Gene Ontology annotation, molecular function: heme binding; heme transmembrane transporter activity. The transcript is spliced from 3 exons. The record is from RefSeq and is a predicted model, not a curated record. The coding region runs from base 324 to 758 and encodes 144 amino acids.
GAUCAGAUUUCUUGAUGACGUAACGCAAGGCUGUGUGUUUUUGCAGCUGGAUAGGACAUCCCUCAUCAGAAACGCGCUGUCAUGUUUCACAGUAACCACAUUAACCAUUAGCCAGCAGAGCACACGCGUUUUUUUAGUCACACUGUGUCCUCGUGGACCUUUUUUUUUGUCAGGUAGAUAUUUUAUUAUUACCAGCUCUUACCUCCUGCUGCUGCAGCUCACAGACACUCGGCUCUCCUCCAGCCCAGCCCGCGACUGCUUCUCCCCACACAGCCUGUUAUUUUUAUUUUAUUUUUUUUAUUAUUAACUUUAAAUUUGCAAUCAUGGGUAUCAAUAAGACGUACAUGAGGAUCGCCUAUGCUUCGUUUGGUACGAUCGUGGGCUUUUCAACCUUUCUGGUGUGGAACUUCGUGUACAAUCAGCCUUGGACUGGAGCCAUGGGGGGACUGUCAGGUGUGUUGGCACUCUGGACCCUGAUCACUCACAUCAUGUACCUGCAGGACUACUGGCGGACCUGGCUGAAAGGCCUCAGGUUUUUCAUGCUCAUUGGGAUUUUCUUCUCUCUGCUGGCACUCGCAAGCUUCGUUGUUUUCCUGGGCAUUGGCGCCCUAUACAAAGACACCUUCACUGACCCUCAGAGCUUCUACCUGUCCUGUGUGUGGAGCGUCAUGACCCUGAAAUGGUCCUUCAUGCUCACCCACACUGCUGAACAAUACCGCACUGAGUUUGAGGACAUCGGUAUCCUCAGUGACUUCUGAGGGAAAGUCCUGCAUCUUACAGAAGAUGCACAGACUUUGCUCUCACAGUGUGGAGCUGAUGGAGGAGUAAAAAAAUAAACCAGCAGUGCUUUUUUUCUUUUCUUUAUGCAGAGCAUCAUGACCUUGAACAGGGUCUCCACGUCACCACGUACUGGUUCAUUUUUAAUUCUGAGCAGGAUUUUUCGCUGACUUCUAAACUUUUCUGAUAAAUCCAGCUCCGUUUUAUACGAGCCCAGAUAGAUUUUAUUUUCUUACUUUUUCGUUCACCCCUGAAUCUACACAGUGUCCUCUUGGUAAAACAUUUCUAGAAUAUGAUCAAAUUUUUAACCACAUCGCAGUUAAAGAACUUGUUGCAAAUUUACCGACUCUUCUGUGAAAACCUUCAGUUCAACGCUGCAGCCACUAGGGGGUAUCCCUCUUCCAGAUAUAAAUGUACAGUUCAUGGGCGUUUCUUAUCGUUCCAUCUGUGUGAUAUUUCUAUUUAAGAUGGGUUUUUUUUUUUUACUAGCUUACAGGUUGUACAUUGAGUAAUCAAAUGACAAAAUCGGAUCACAAAGCACCGGUCCCUUGAUGUACAGUGAUUUAAAGCUGAUAUACAUUCACACACUGCUUUAAAAGUGCGUCGAGGCCUUAUUGAAGGCAGGUAAGCCUGAAAUCCUUCAUCAUUUAGGCUUUCCUGUGAAAUUCCAAAUAAGCACCAAUGUAUUGGUACUGUAUGUUUCUGAACUUUGAACCAGCAUUUUUAUUGUAUGAGUGAUUUUUUUUAUUUGAUUUUAUUUUUUGUCUGUGUGACAAAAAGGCGAAACGGGCAUUCAUUGGGCUGUGAUGACACUGUUAUGCACACUUAAGUAAUCAAGUUACUUUGUUUUAUAUCAUCCAUGUGAAACCCGAUUAUGGACAUUUAUAUUGUAAGGUGAGUCUGGAAACUUUGUGCAUCCGCAUGUAUCAUUUGACUGAAUGUAGGUGUGUGUGUGUUUGUGCAGGAGUGUCUCUAAGAGUGCUGUUAAUAAAGUCUGAAAAUGUG